AUGGCCCAACCCGAACAUUUGCUCAGUAAUCCAUGGUUUGGAAAAGGGUUUUUCGAACCAGGUCAAUACAAAGUGGCUAUCGAACGAUUUAAAGGUGGUUAUGAUUCAUGUAAACUAUUUCUUAAAUGUGUUGAACAACGAGUGAAAAUUGAACAUGAUUACGCCGCCGACUUGAAAAAAUGGUCACAUACAUGGCAAAAAGAAAUUCAACGAUGUCAAGAGUAUGGUACAACUAAACAGACAUGGUUAGCAUCAAUUGUUGCUGGCGAACAAUAUUUUUAUACUCAUUCAGAAAUAGCUAAAAAUCUUCACGAAAAUUGCAUUGAGAAAAUGUUACAAUAUGAAAAAGAAAAUUAUGAUAAAUCACACAUUAAACACGUGAAAGAGUUUGAAAGAGAAUUUGAAGAAGCACAAAAAAGUUGGCUAAAAUUAUUGCAAAAGAUAGACGCUGCAAAAAAAAUGUAUCGUGAGUCAAAGUACAAAUUAAAGACAUAUGAAGCAGUAGGAGAAAUUCUACAAAGUGAAUCUAGUGUAUCCGAUGAACAAAAACGUAGAGCAAAAGAUCUUGUAGAUAUCCGCAAAAAAGAAAGUACUUCUCAAGAAUCAAAGUAUAAACAAUUGAUUGGAGAAAUGCAAAAUCAGCGACCAAAUUAUGAAAAAGAAAUGACCGAUCUUUUAAAUCAGACACAUGAUUUGGAGUACAAACGUAAAAGCUUUUUUAAAAUGAUGUUUCAAGAGUAUCAUGAUGCACUUUUUUCAACCAGACUAGAUGAAACUCUAACAAAAGCAUCGUCAGAUUUUAAGGAAUUAUUGAAUCAUCAUGAUGCUACACUAGAUGUUAAAUGGUGGAAUAAAACUUAUGGUAGUGAUACGAAUACUCAAUGGCCAACGUUUGACGAAGAAUUAGAUGAGACAAAUACGUAG
This is a messenger RNA of Didymodactylos carnosus, 924 nucleotides long. NCBI's taxonomy places the organism in Eukaryota, Metazoa, Rotifera, Eurotatoria, Philodinida, Philodinidae. The record is from the annotation of a GenBank genome assembly.